UUCCCUCCAGUCUAAAGAACAGCAGGCUUAUAAUAUCCUCAACAGAAACAAGAAUUGGGGUUAACGUGAAUGCACGGGUUAAUGAGUAGUCGAGGGUAUACGCACAAAACAAAAUAUUGAGAAUGUAAAAAAGCCUGUUGAGUGAAACAAUGACAGCCUUUGGUGGAAACACAGUUGCCUUUACUGGACCACUGUUUUUCUGAUUCUCUUUUAAAGUGGUAGCAUCUACAAUACAGUGCCUUGGUUUUAUUAUCCGUGUAAUAACAAUGAGAUAAGGAGAGAUGAAAUAAAUGAUCCACAUAACUUAGGACUGAGGACAAAUUACUGAGUGGCUGGAUUCUAUCAAAUGACAGGUGAAAAGGCGAUUCCAUUUCUUAAUAUCUGAAUGUGUAGAUACGGUGCACCCCUUACUGAAAAGACAAUGGUACAAACCUUUGAGCAGCCGCGGCAAGACAGAACAGUCCGAGUGAGCGAGAAUUACACCGGAAACUGUGCCCCUGUGACUUCAAAAUAAAACAAAAUACUUGAAAAAAAAAGAAGGUCUUCUUGAAGCAUUAUAUUGUAUUAAGUUGAAUGGUAUUUUUUGUCUGAAAAAGCAGAAAUCGAAGUCUUCUGUUUAGCUGCGAUAGUAUUGUUGUUAACACUAGACAGUUAGAGCGUCUGGUGAGACAGAAAAGCCACCAACUAAAUGAGCUUAUCCAACCUUUCAGGCCUAUUGAGCAGGAUACAAGAUAUUAUAUCGAAUGUUACCAAGCCAAUUCAUUUUGAAAUCAAUAUAUUCUGUGUACGUCUGUAGGUCUGGGCAAAAUAUUAUCAUCACUUACAGAUAUAUAUGGACUAUUCUUUCAUUUUCUUUUCUUUUUUUGCUGUAAAUGUCAUGUUUGUGGUAUGAUUUAUUUAUAUUUUGUUUUCUGUGCAUAUCCUGAUACCAUCUGAUUUUUCUGCAAUGUUCCACUUUUCCCCAUGGACAUAAUCAAAUCUGUUUGUUUUUUCCCCCCUCCUUCUUCGCUUUCUCGAAUUUGUUCAGCCUUUACUUUGAAGGCCAAAUCCCUUCUUUUCCUGUAUCCGCCGGGCUAAGCGUGUGCGUCUUGACGCUCCUCCCUGUUGCUGCUGGGGCUGAGCGCACAGUGAAGUGCUCGGCUGUCGGUGCGGUGUGUGCGCCGUGUAGUCCACUAUGCCGCUGGUCCAGCGGUGUCGGCUGUAAUGAAGCAGUGUGAUGUGUCGUACCGGACGGACCCCCUGACGCGCCGCACUUUCUCCUCUUCGUCCCUGCAGAAGAUGGUGGCUGGCGGCUAGUUCCAACUUCGGGCUCCUUGGUGUUUUUCCUCGGCGAAGCGCACUGAAAUCAGUUGAUGAUGGCAGACAGAUGAUGACAUCGCACCGCGUGCCCUCCACCCACCCGUUCUGAUUCCAGAGUCCCAGAGGUGCCAGACGUGACUGGCUGCUCAAUCCUUUAUCUCUAACGUCCUGAACAGCCCCAGUCGGCCUUCCCUUCAUCUUUUAGAAGGAACAAAGGCUGCCACUGUAAUCAGUAAACAGAGGGGUCCUGAGAUGACGGAGGUGGAGCCAGUGUUGGACUUUGCCUCCUCGGGGCGCUCUGGGAGGAGAAAUGCCCUGCCUGACAUCCUGGGCUCUCCUGCGGGCGUAAACCCUGGCGACCUGCCUCUUAAGCUGGCUGAGCUGUCCCUCAAAGAUGGUCCGGGAGGGGCCCAGUCACCCACGGCGGAGGAGCCUCCAGCGCCGCCGGAGAGCUCAGAGGGGAAAGAGGGAUCGUAGGGACUCGUUAAUUUACCUCCCCCGGAGACCUGCAAAGAUAACCUGUGAGACGGGAUGAGGAACGAGAUAGAGGGCGACCUGUGGGAGAAAGAGUGAUUAUCUUGUGGAGAGUCAGUCUGUUUGCAAAGCAGCUGAGCCACGAAGGGAGAGUGAGGGACCGACUCCCCAAGGACUGGAGCCAGGAGCUUAGGACUGUUUGGCACUCAGCACUAUCUGAAAAGAGUCAGACAUCACUUAGUUAUGAACCAGUGAGUCUGUGUCUGUGUCUGUGUGUGUGUGUGUGUGUGUGUGUGUGUGUGUGUGUGUGUGUGUGUGUGUGUAUAGGUGAGCUAAACACUCACCGCAGACACUACACUGAGAAUCAAAGGGACCAUGACAGAUUGUAUACUGUACACUACUAUUUUUGUAUGAUUUAUUUAAAACUUAACAGGUUCUCAUAAGUCAAACUGUAAUGUGUACCAUGUCCUUGCAUUUCCUGCUAAUUUUUGUUUUAUAGUGAUGUGUGUUAUUUUACACUGACAAUAGUAGGAGGGCUUUGAUAGCAGCCUUUAGUGGCUCGAAGCUUUUUAAUCCAGCUGGAUGCAAAAUGGCACAUGUGACAUAAGAAAACUGUAGAUUUAAGAAAACUGAGAACUCUUUGUGUUGUCUUGCUCACUUAUCCUUUUACACUAAAUGUGUAUGAUCUACUGUAUGUUUUCAAAUCUGAGGCUGUUGUACAGUAUAUCUACAUUAGAAAUGUACAGUUUUUACCCCUCAUCACGAGACUGUUUUCAUCCUAGCAACAACGACCAGGGAUUUGAUCCAUUUAUUUUUUAGGUGUCCGAGGUGAUAACGUGGAGCCGUCCAUAUCUUGAGACAUUCCUUUAGAAAAUAGUGUCCCACUGCCAGCAAUGUACACACUGCUUCAUUAUAAUACUGAGAAAAGUCAAAGAUUUCCUUUUGUUUUUUGCUCAAGGCUGCUUUUAAAAGUCUCUUCAUUUUCCAAACCUCUGAAAAUGUGCCUAGUGGCAGUUCACAACCGAAAACCUGUGUUGUGUUCAUUCUCUGUGAAGUACUGUUAUUGACUAUUUUGGGCUACUGAUAUUUCCUGUUUUAAUAGGAGGUAUCAUAACACCUCUUUACUGCUUGAACUGUAAAUGAAAGAAAAAACACUUUUUUGUAACAUUCUGCAGACCUGCAUCUGGUCCAGGUCCUACACUCCUACUGUAUACUGUCAGAAACGCAGUCAGUUUUGUGUAAACUUCAGCAGGGCUUUUUUUUUUUUUUUUUUUGCAGCGCGAGGCUCCUCGCGCGUGCUUCUUAUAGCAACAGCAGCAUAUGCCCGCUGACUGGGCACGGGAGCAAGCAUCAAGCAACACCAACGCCACAAUGUGUUUUGAGUGCGAAAAUGGCAGUACACUUUCCGCACGGAGAAAAGUCUGUUCACACUCAUCAACACAUAAGCAGAGCUGUGAAUAAGAUGCAAGACGGAGAGUGAGAAACGCAGCAAUCCACAUUUGUCAGCUAGCCACUCACUGCUACUGUGUAUAUACUGUGCUGUAUUGUAGUAUAAUGUGUGUCAUACAUGCUGCCUGUAUGAUUACCAGACUUUAUUCACAUACUGUACCCACAAAGAAACGAUGUUCUGUAAUUGUCUCUAUUUGAAGAUGUUUUGCCGGUGGCUGUCUUUAUGUGGAUGUUUCACAAAUGCAACAAGGAAAGCCUGGUGUGCUGCUGCCCAGCCUCUGUUUUGAUGCUGUACUACUACUAAUUCUGAUGAGGAUGAUGUUUAUGGUCUAUCUGAAGCUGUAUGAUCAACACUUUUUUGGGGGUCGAUGAAUCAGAGGUGUAUUUUGUAGUGUCCUGAUCUCUGUGGUGCAUAUAUUUUACUUUGCUGGAUUGGAUCCUUUAUGUUGAUUCUAUCUGGUGGUGAAAAUUGCCAUAUUAAACCCACAAGCUUUACAUAUA
This is a messenger RNA of Siniperca chuatsi (mandarin fish), 3723 nucleotides long. RefSeq names its product protein kinase (cAMP-dependent, catalytic) inhibitor beta (gene pkib). Bases 1552 to 1776 code for a protein of 74 amino acids. Gene Ontology annotation, molecular function: cAMP-dependent protein kinase inhibitor activity. The transcript has 4 exons. The record is from RefSeq and is a predicted model, not a curated record. Gene Ontology annotation, cellular component: nucleus; cytoplasm. Gene Ontology annotation, biological process: negative regulation of cAMP-dependent protein kinase activity. Lineage: Eukaryota; Metazoa; Chordata; Actinopteri; Centrarchiformes; Sinipercidae.